AGCUGAAUUGACAACACUAGCUGUGCCAUACCUCGGAUACGGAUACCUAUCUUUCUGCCCAAUCCGUAGUUAACUCUCCACCUUUGCCUAAAAUGCUAAAGGGCAGUACUUUGAAAGCCUUGGACGUCAGAAUCCUAAGGCACCUUAUUAAAACAAGUGGAGGCCAGCAGCGCAGCUUUGCCAACAGCAUCCACAGGUCCUACAUAACGUUUAAUGAUUUCCGUAACAAGAACCGCUUGUGCACUAAAAAGGAGCUCGUGGGGUACUCUAUGCAAGACAUGUACAGCGUGGUAUCCGACGUCAGCAACUACUACAAGUUCGUUCCGUAUGUGAAACGGUCCCACGUCCACACCCAGGAUAGUGCGGGCUUCAAGGCGGACCUUAUUGUGGGUUUCCCGCCGCUGAACGAGGCCUACACCUCGCAGGUCACCCUGGUGCCGCACAGCUUGGUCAAGUCCGAGUGCCACGAUGGACGCCUGUUCAACUACCUGCUGAAUGAGUGGCGCUUUAGGCCGGGUCUCAAGGACAUACCCAACUCCUGCGUGCUAGACUUCAAGGUCUCCUUCGAGUUCAAGUCGCUACUGCACAGCAACGUGGCCAGCCUAUUCUUCGACAUUAUCUGCGAACAAAUGGAGAACGCGUUCAUCGAGGAAGUCAGACGGCGGAGUGGACCGCCCUCGAUCCGCUCCCACGUUCUUUUCUCCCAGCGAUCUUGACCAGAAAAUGUGGACUAGGGAAGUCUUUAUAAGUGAUUUAAGUUGUUAGUUCAAUUAACCAAAUUGUAAAUAAAUUGUCGAUUGAAUUGUGUAAGAACGGACAAAAUAUACGUACCUAAUCCUUCACCAGA
This is a messenger RNA of Drosophila rhopaloa, 847 nucleotides long. RefSeq names its product coenzyme Q-binding protein COQ10, mitochondrial. The transcript has 3 exons. NCBI's taxonomy places the organism in Eukaryota, Metazoa, Arthropoda, Insecta, Diptera, Drosophilidae. Gene Ontology annotation, biological process: ubiquinone biosynthetic process; cellular respiration. Bases 93 to 716 code for a protein of 207 amino acids. Gene Ontology annotation, molecular function: ubiquinone binding. Gene Ontology annotation, cellular component: mitochondrion. The record is from RefSeq and is a predicted model, not a curated record.